Lodderomyces jiufengensis is the source of this 1422-nucleotide messenger RNA. RefSeq names its product alpha,alpha-trehalose-phosphate synthase (UDP-forming) TPS1 (gene TPS1). Gene Ontology annotation, biological process: trehalose biosynthetic process; cellular response to heat. Gene Ontology annotation, molecular function: alpha,alpha-trehalose-phosphate synthase (UDP-forming) activity. Lineage: Eukaryota; Fungi; Ascomycota; Pichiomycetes; Serinales; Debaryomycetaceae. The coding region runs from base 1 to 1422 and encodes 473 amino acids. The record is from RefSeq and is a predicted model, not a curated record. The transcript has a single exon. Gene Ontology annotation, cellular component: alpha,alpha-trehalose-phosphate synthase complex (UDP-forming); cytosol.
AUGGUUGAAGGAAAAGUAUUUGUAGUAUCAAAUAGAUUACCAGUUACAAUAAAAAGAAAAGAUGAUGGAUCAUAUGAUUAUUCAAUGUCAUCAGGUGGGUUAGUAACAGCAUUACAAGGAUUAAAAAAAUCAACUGAAUUUCAAUGGUUAGGUUGGCCAGGUUUAGAAAUUCCAGAAAAUGAACAAAAAAAAGUUAACCAAGAUUUAAAUUCAAAAUUUAAUUGUACAGCAAUAUAUUUAAGUGAUACAAUAGCAGAUUUACAUUAUAAUGGAUUUUCAAAUUCUAUAUUAUGGCCAUUAUUUCAUUAUCAUCCUGGUGAAAUGAAUUUUGAUGAAAAUGCAUGGGCUGCAUAUAUUGAAGCAAAUAAAAAAUUUGCUUUAGAAAUUUCAAAACAAGUUGAAGAUAAUGAUAUGAUAUGGGUUCAUGAUUAUCAUUUAAUGCUUUUACCUGAAAUGUUAAGACAAGAAAUUGGUAAACUGAAAAAAAAUAUACGUAUUGGUUUUUUUUUACAUACUCCUUUUCCAAGUUCAGAAAUUUAUAGAAUAUUACCAGUAAGAAAAGAAAUUUUAGAAGGUGUAUUAAGUUGUGAUUUAAUAGGGUUUCAUACAUAUGAUUAUGCAAGACAUUUUUUAAGUUCAGUAUCAAGAAUUGUCCCCAAUGUUAAAACAUUACCAAAUGGUAUUGAAUUUCAAGGUAGAAAUAUUAAAAUUGGUGCUUUCCCCAUUGGAAUUGAUGUUGAUAAAUUUGUUGAUGGAUUAACUAAACCAGAUGUACAAAAACGAAUUACCACCCUAAAGAAAAAAUUUGAAGGUGUUAAAGUUAUUGUUGGAGUAGAUAGAUUAGAUUAUAUAAAGGGAGUACCACAAAAAUUACAUGCUUUUGAAAUUUUUUUACAACAAAAUCCAGAAUGGAUUGGGAAAGUUGUAUUAGUUCAAGUUGCAGUACCAUCAAGAGGUGAUGUUGAAGAAUAUCAAAGUUUAAGAGCAACAGUAAAUGAAUUAGUUGGUAGAAUUAAUGGACAAUUUGGUACUGUUGAAUUUGUUCCAAUUCAUUAUAUGCAUAGAUCAAUACCAUUUGAUGAAUUAAUUUCACUUUAUAAUAUAAGUGAUGUUUGUUUAGUUAGUUCAACAAGAGAUGGAAUGAAUUUAGUAAGUUAUGAAUAUAUAGCAUGUCAACAGGAUAAAAAGGGGGCAUUAAUAUUAUCAGAAUUUGCUGGAGCUGCUCAAUCUUUAAAAGGUUCAAUAAUUGUAAAUCCAUGGAAUACUGAAGAUUUAAGUGAUGCAAUAAAAGAAUCAUUAACAUUACCUCAAGAAAAAAAAGAUUUUAAUUUUGCUAAAUUAUUUGAAUAUAUUUCUAAAUAUACUUCAGGAUUUUGGGGUGAAUCAUUUGUUAAAGAAUUAUAUAAAUGUAAUUCUGACUAG